Messenger RNA from Racocetra fulgida, 342 nucleotides. The record is from the annotation of a GenBank genome assembly. NCBI's taxonomy places the organism in Eukaryota, Fungi, Glomeromycota, Glomeromycetes, Diversisporales, Gigasporaceae.
AUGCUCAACAACUGUUGUCUAAAUUUAAAUGGGGUCGUGAGUUCUUCUCCGUUAAUGGGACUUUUGCGCUUGAACAUUAAAUCUAGCGAUUUACUUAAUAAAUAUGCCGCGUGUGAAAAUUCUAGUGAGGUCGUAAGAGUUCAGAAUGAAUGGAUAAAAGAUAUCGAAGAAGAAUACGUCCAAGCACGUGAAAAUAAUGUUGAUUUGUUAGUAAGAAAUCCAAAUCAUACGUUUUUGGAUGAUAAUGAUUCGGAUUCGGAUAAUAGUUCAGUAAAAAGUUUGGAUCAGCCAAUAGUAGAUGAUCUAAGUGAAAACUCCGAAUUGAAGAUUACAAAAGAAUAG